AGCGUGUAGCGCCCUCUUCAGUUCGGUAACGCUGGGGCUCGUGGUCGCACUCGGUGUGUGUGCGAUAGAUCGUCGUCGUAGCUCUUGCAUGCCAGAGCGCGCGAGGUGGGCACCAGGCCCUUCGACUCCUUCCUGCUGCAAUGCCACUCACCCACUUAUGCACUUUUGCAGGAAAGCACAAAUAGCUCAAUAGCACGUGCCGUCCCUCAGUGCCGGUGCUAGUGGACUAACUUAGCUGCGCUCGCGGACGCGCUUAAUUAAGGAUUGCAGGAUAAUUUUAAGACUAAAGUGUCAGUGACUGUGCGGGAAGAAAGAAGAUGUCCUCGCCGUACCGCGAAAUAUUCGUUAUCUCGUUGGUGGCACUUCUAACAACAGCCUCGCAGGAACCCGAAAAUGAAAAAAUCGAUGAAGAUCAUGUGCGAGAGUUCUCUUGUGGGAUGUUGUACUACCGAACGUUCUACGUGGACAGCAAAAGAGAUUCGCUUUACGUUGGAGCAAUGGAUCGUGUCUACCGACUGAACCUCAGCAACAUCAACCAAUCCAGCUGCGAGCGAGAUGCCCUGAAUCUGGAGCCGACGAACGUGGCGAGCUGCGUUUCCAAAGGCAAAUCAGAGCAUUUCGACUGCCGCAACCACAUCCGGGUUAUCCAAUCGAUGGGCGAUGGGAGCCGACUGUACAUUUGUGGGACCAACGCUCACAACCCCAAGGACUGGGUGGUUAACGCGAACUUGACGCAUCUCAGUCGGAACACCUUCGUACCUGGCAUUGGAAUGGGCAUUGCCAAAUGCCCCUACGAUCCAGCUGACAAUUCGACGGCCGUUUGGGUCGAAAGGGGAAACCCCGGAGACUUGCCCGGACUUUAUUCCGGAACCAACGCCGAGUUUACCAAGGCAGACACUGUCAUUUUCCGAACCGAUCUAUACAAUCUCACCACAGGGAGGAAGGAAUUCAGUUUCAAGAGGACGCUCAAGUACGACUCCAAGUGGUUGGACAAACCGAACUUCGUCGGCUCGUUCGAUAUCGGCGAUUACGUUUUGUUCUUCUUCAGAGAGACAGCCGUUGAAUACAUCAACUGCGGCAAGAGCGUCUACUCGCGAGUGGCGCGCGUUUGCAAAAAGGACACCGGAGGAAAGAAUAUCCUCUCGCAAAACUGGGCCACUUAUCUCAAAGCCAGACUCAACUGCUCCAUUCCGGGAGAGUUUCCUUUCUAUUUCAACGAAAUACAGAGCAUAUACAAAGUGCCAGGAGACGACACCAAGUUUUACGGCACCUUCACGACCUCAACCAACGGCUUGAUGGGCUCGGCGAUCUGCUCGUUCACUCUGGACGACAUCCAGCAGGCGUUUAGCGGCAAAUUCAAGGAACAGGCUUCGUCCUCGUCCGCCUGGCUGCCGGUCUUGUCGAAUCGAGUGCCAGAACCGAGGCCUGGAACGUGUGUCAACGAUACGGAAACGCUGCCAGACACCGUCCUCAAUUUUAUAAGAUCGCAUCCACUCAUGGAUUCAGCCGUCAUGCACGAACAUGAGAAGCCCGUUUUUUUCAAGAGAGACGUCUUCUUCACCAGACUGGUGGUCGAUAAAAUCAAAGUGGAUAUCGGGGGCGCAGUCCUGGACUACACCGUCUACUACGCCGGGACAAACGAAGGCCGCGUGCACAAAAUCGUGGAGUGGCAACGCGACACCGACGGCACGUCGUCCAUCCUCCUGGACGUGUUCGACGUGACCCCCGGCGAGCCCAUCCAAGUGAUGGAGAUUUCCAAAGAGAACAAAGCCCUUUACGUCGCCUCCGACUACCGUGUUAAACAAGUGGACCUAGUUAUGUGCAAUCGAAGGUACGACAACUGCCUGCGAUGUGUCCACGACCCUUACUGCGGCUGGGACAAAGACUCCAACGUCUGCAAACCGUACUCACCUGGACUAUUGCAAGACGUUUCCAACAGCACAGUCGACGUGUGCGACAGCAGCGUCGUUAAGAAGAAAAUGAUAGUGACGUGGGGCCAGAGCUUGCACUUGGGGUGCUUUCUGAAGAUGCCGGCGGUUUUGGCCUCGCAGACCAUCACCUGGUACCACUAUUCGAAGGAAAAGGGGCGCUACAAGAUCCAGUACAGGCCGGAUAAGUACAUUGAAACUUCCGAGCACGGCUUGGUGAUCAUUGCCGUGACUGAGGCCGACGCCGGCCGCUAUGACUGCUGGAUGGGGGCUUCCCUGCUGUGUUCGUACAACGUGACAGUGGACGCGCACCGGUGUUCGCCCCCGGCCAAAAGUAACGACUAUCAGAAGAUUUACUCGGACUGGUGUCACGAGUUCGAGAAGUACAAAUCGGCGAUGAAGACUUGGGAGAAGAAGCAAGCUCAAUGCGCUUCGCGCCAGAACGACAGCAACCAGAACAGCCACCCAAAUGAAAUCUACCGGCCACUGGUCUGAUAGCUGAUCCAGCACGGUCCACUUGCGCUUACGUUCUUAGGAAUCCCGUUAUACUGGACUCUCGUUCUCUUUGUGUAAAUAGUACCAAAGUGAAACUACUCAACGAUCAAUCAGUGAAAGUGCCCUGUUUUUGUGAUGGACGAGUGUGAAUGGACAGUGCUUGAAGUUCGCCCUUUGUUGCAUUUGGACGUUUCGAUGUAUAAAAAGUUUUGCUUUCCCGUUUGUUGCGUUACUAUUUUUGAUAUUGCUUUGGAAAAUUCUCUAAAUAUUGUAGGUCUGUGAUAUAUAUGUACUGUAAUUUCAUGGAGGUUUCUUUUAAGGUAUAAUUAAUGCAAAACAAUCAGCUCGAAACUGAUAACUCCGGACCAAAGUGAAUGAACUGCGGUUGAAUUGUAAUUUUAGUGCGUAUUCAAAGCAAUACUUUUCGCUUGCAAAGUGUUGGGCCCUUAAAAUUAUAUAUACCCAUUUGUACAUACGUUCCAGCGCAUUUUUUUAUGUAACCAAAACAGAUCUUUUCGACGAACCGGCAGAAGAUCUGUUAUGUGGAUUUUCAUUCGUAUUUAAGGACAAUCACUUGAACAGAUUAUAUAUUUUCGUUCCGACAUGGAUUCAUUUGCAAGUUACAUGAUAUUGUAAAAAACACAUAUUGUUAUCAUAUUUCAGAAAAUCUUAUAGUACUGUUUGUUUUAAUAAUAUUGUACUCCUGUAAAUACCUAUGUAUAGUUAUUUAUAACAUCUAUGUAAUUUAUACUAUUGUAGAAAUUACAAUAAGACGUUUCCUGUAGCUAUGCUCUAGUUUUAUUUCGUGAUGCAACAAGACUCAGUUUAUUUAGUUCUUUUAUUUCACGACACAAUUUUUUCAAUAGAAAGAUACAUAUCUUUGUCCGCAAUAAUUUAAGAGUAGUUUGACCCGUUCGAUUUAUUGUAAAAUACGUGCUUUACAGCUGAUAAUUUCAUCCAAAAUUGUAGAUAAGUAUUCUUGUUACGAAUUUAAAUAGUAGAGAUUUUCAUAACUAGUAAAACUUUAUUCACUUCUAUGAAGUGAUAUAAAAUAUUAAUAGAAUUAGUUUUUUCUAUUAAUACUUAUAUCAUUAUUUUGGUUCGACAUAGGUUUAGUUACGUAACAACAAAUUCUGUGCAAAUGUGUUUCGUUUCGUGUAUUUUUUGUAAAUACCUACAUUGCCCAUAAGAUUAGUUUACGCUAUAGCAGAUGACAUCCUAAUGUAAAUUGUAAUGGCUAUGUCGCUAUUGCUCUGAAAUUAUUCUCAAUAAAAAUUAUAUAAUAAAAA
Tribolium castaneum (red flour beetle) is the source of this 3712-nucleotide messenger RNA. RefSeq names its product Semaphorin 2a (gene Sema2a). The transcript is spliced from 13 exons. NCBI's taxonomy places the organism in Eukaryota, Metazoa, Arthropoda, Insecta, Coleoptera, Tenebrionidae. The coding region runs from base 318 to 2423 and encodes 701 amino acids. Gene Ontology annotation, molecular function: chemorepellent activity; semaphorin receptor binding. The record is from RefSeq and is a predicted model, not a curated record. Gene Ontology annotation, biological process: positive regulation of cell migration; negative regulation of axon extension involved in axon guidance; semaphorin-plexin signaling pathway.